AUGCGCGCGAGUUUGGAGGCCCCGCACCUGCGUGCCCGCGGCUCUGCUCGUUCUGACGUUACCGGCUUUGGCAACGUGGAGGCCCGGUGCCCUCGGCGGGCGCCGGCCCAGGGCCCCGGCCAGUGCCCAGCCCCGCUGGGAGCCCGCAGCACCACGGACGGCACCCAGGAAGCCCGAGUCUCCCUGGACGGGGCCUUCUGGAUCCCGAGGCCCCCAGCAGGGUCACCCAAGGGCUGCUUCGCCUGCGUGUCCAAGCCCCCCGCCCUGCAAGCUCCCGCGGCCCCCGCCCCGGAGCCGUCCGCGUCUCCCCCCAUGGCGCCCACGCUGUUCCCCAUGGAGUCCAAGAGCAGCAAGACGGACAGCGUGCGGGCUGCUGGUGCCCCCCAGGCCUGCAAGCACCUAGCUGAGAAGAAAACAAUGGCGAACCCGACGACGGUGGUCGAGGUCUACCCCGACAGCAGCGAGGUGAACGACUACUACCUGUGGUCCAUCUUCAACUUUGUCUACCUCAACUUCUGCUGCCUGGGCUUCAUCGCCUUGGCCUACUCCCUCAAGGUCCGGGACAAGAAGCUUCUCAACGACCUGAACGGGGCGGUGGAGGACGCCAAGACAGCCCGGCUGUUCAACAUCACCAGCUCCGCCCUGGCAGCCUCCUGCAUCAUCCUCAUCUUCAUCUUCCUGCGGUACCCGCUCACCGACUACUGA
This is a messenger RNA of Propithecus coquereli (Coquerel's sifaka), 705 nucleotides long. RefSeq names its product interferon induced transmembrane protein 10 (gene IFITM10). Gene Ontology annotation, cellular component: plasma membrane. The record is from RefSeq and is a predicted model, not a curated record. Lineage: Eukaryota; Metazoa; Chordata; Mammalia; Primates; Indriidae.